AUAUCUUCUUUUCUUUAUAGAAGCAAUCUCAUGGUUGACCAUUCAUUCUUGAAUAAUGAGAUCCAAAUAAAGUUGGGAGGAGACCAUGGCGGCAAAUCUUUUAAGAUGAAUUACCAGCUGUGUAAUUCAUCAAAGCCUAAUAAUAAAGAUAACACAGUGGUUUUCAGCAUAUUUGAGGCCAAAGAUUAUAGAUCUAACUUGAUGGUUGGUUUGUCCAGAUUCACCAAACAAAUAGACCAGUUAGAACAAAUGAAAUGGAGGGAGGCAUAACUGUUUAUUUUGCCACAUUACAAAAAAAGAAAUGCAGAAGCCCAAAGCUGAAAGAGAAGCAGUUACCCAGCGAACUUUAAAAUCUUUGACAGAUGACUUACUGGCAUUUCGCCAGUCAGGAGGUGACAUCAAAAAUGCCAAACACUUUAACAAUGUAAUUCAUGAACGGUUAUUCAACAUUCCAAUUGACCAGGUUGCAUUGCCUGCACUACACAUCUCCUUAGGAACCUUCCUUAAAAUAUUUAAUAUGCUUGAAACUGCUUGCUCAGAUUUGGACAUCAAAUUGACAGCAAAUGGCCAAAGUUUGGAUCCUGAUGCAUUAACUUUUAUUGAGAGAUGCCAGAAAUUGAAAGAUUGUAAGUGGGUUAUAAAAGACUGCGAGGAAAAGAUUGAACUCGUUAAUCAGGCAUUGGCUGUUGAAAUUUUUCGAAAUCCCGAAAAUGCAAAUGAACUCCGGAACAUAUAUGAGCCUAGAAUAGUAUUCUUAAGUAACAAGUUAAAAGAAAAGUCUAACGAGGCUGAAAAAAUUCAAAACGAGUCAGGAACAGAGCGAUGGGAUGGUCCUUGUACAAGGAAACUUGAUGAAACUUUAAAACUGUUGAAUGUUGAACGACAAGCGUACCACGGGCGGAGUUUUGUUGGCAACCAUGUGCAUAAAAUGCUCAAGGAUGAUAACAUCAUGAAACUUUGUAACUCGAUACCUGAGUUGAUAUGUCACAUGGGAUAUAGAGGUACAGAUGUUCAUAAAGAAGCCAUUGGAAUCUGUGUUAAGUUCAAGAAGCUUUUCUGGUACUAUGCACAAUGUCAUGCGUUAAUGAACAGUAGAGAGAAAUUUGACGAGAAAAUGUUGAAUGAUUUAGAAACUGCAAUUGAAAACUUCAUGAACUUUUACCGAAAAACUUGGCCAGAUGCGUCGAUUACGCCAAAGUUACACAUGCUGGAAAAUCAUGCGAUUGAUUUUGUCAGAAGAUGGGGUACAGCAUUUGGUUUUUAUGGAGAGCAGGGUGCAGAGAGCAUUCAUCCAACAUUCAACAAGUUGAUGGCUACUUAUUGUCAAAUGAAGCCUCCCACAAAGCGAUUGCAAGCAAUGAUGAACGAACACCUGACACGUGUCCACCCCAGGUCGCAAGUGCUUCGCCCCUCAAUUAGGAAAAGAAAACAUGAGGAAUGACACUAAAAUGACACUUAGGCCACCAUCAAAAU
This is a messenger RNA of Hydractinia symbiolongicarpus, 1473 nucleotides long. RefSeq lists its product as uncharacterized. The record is from RefSeq and is a predicted model, not a curated record. The transcript is spliced from 6 exons. The coding region runs from base 302 to 1441 and encodes 379 amino acids. NCBI's taxonomy places the organism in Eukaryota, Metazoa, Cnidaria, Hydrozoa, Anthoathecata, Hydractiniidae.